Pogona vitticeps (central bearded dragon) is the source of this 2171-nucleotide messenger RNA. RefSeq names its product brain enriched myelin associated protein 1 (gene BCAS1). Lineage: Eukaryota; Metazoa; Chordata; Lepidosauria; Squamata; Agamidae. Gene Ontology annotation, biological process: myelination. The record is from RefSeq and is a predicted model, not a curated record.
CUGCCACAAUGGGGAAUUCCUUUUCUUUGGAAAAGCAGUCCGAAGAUGAAGAGCCUGUUCAGGGAACUGCAUAUUCUCAGGUUUCAUCAGAACCUCCUGACAACCUUAAGAAUGGACCAGUCAUAAUCCAGCCUGGACAGUCCAAUCCUUUGGCAAAUGGUGACGCAGUGGAUGCAAGAGUGAGUGUUGUCCAGGAUAAUGUGGCUGUUUCUUCCCAGAAGACAAUGGAGAUCAGCUCCGUCUCUGAGGCCGAUGGAAAGAAUCUUGGGACGGAGGCCAAGCCUGCCCCGCCAGCUGCCAAAUCUCGUUUCGUCUUUGCAUUUUCACGGCCCGUACCAGGACGUACCGAAGAGCAGGCGAGAGAUUCAUCCGUUGGAUCGGCUCAACUUGAUGUCAGCUCAGAAGCACCCCAAGCGAACAAAGCGCCGAGUGAGACUGUGGGCCUUCCUGGCGCAGCUGCGCCAGAGGAAGUGUCAAAUAAAAAGCUAAGCGAGGCAUCUGUCGGUGAAACUGCAUUCACUGCACCAGCUGAAGCAGAGGGUGAUGCUGCAGUGCCCAAGCCCAAAGAGUUAACCUUUUUCGACCGACUCUUCAGACUGGACAAAGACAAGAACAAAGGACAAGAACAGAGCUCAGAGGAAGUGCAGGCAGAAAACCCAGGUCUACUCAUCACCGCAGAAGCAGCACCAGGAUUACAAAGCACCCCAGAUAAUAUCCAGCAGCAAAAGGACGGAAUAGAUGAAAGCCAACCAAACCCUCCGCAGCAAGAUUUGGUGGAAGUCAGUUCCUUGGCCUCUGUGGAUCUUGCCCAAGACGAGGUAAAACCGGAGGACGAGAAAGCUGCUGGAACAGACUUUAACAAUUCCGUCAUGAGUUUCUUCAAAACGCUGGUUUCUCCAAGCAAAUCAGAAACCAAGGGUGACUCUGAGGAUAAGGAAUCUCAAACAGGCCAUGGUGGGCAGCUUGCGGAGAAGACGGCCACCGAUUCACCCGGGAAAAGCCCCAAGAAAAAGAAAGCAGACAGUCCCCGAUUAGGACACAGUACAUUUAGCAAACUGUUUAGGCAUAAGGUAAAGAAAGAUGCCCAGCAAACAGCAAAUACCAAAAUUGAUGAACAGCCAGUAACCACCACAGCGACUGUGAAAUCAGAAAUAUACAUUCCUGCACCACAGGAAAGUCCAGCAACAAAGCAGAGCAUAAAAGCCCCUGAACCUCCAGUACAACAGCCAGCAGCAACAACGGCCACAGCAACAGUGGUGGUCAGCAAUGAAAGUCCGAAAGAGCUGACGAAAGAGAGAUCUUAUUCUACUCCCACACCCUUGAGUAAAUUCUUUCGGAAAAAGACUCCAACAGAUGACAUAGAGGUGAUAAACACAGAGAGAAUUGAAGCCUCGCCUGAGGUACCAGCUAAAGAUACAACCGGAAACCAGGAAACAGCAGAAACAAAAUCUAAAGAGGAGAAGCCUUCCAAAACAAAUCUGAGGAAAUUCUUCAAAUUGACACUGGACUUCACAGACAGGUCCUUGACCGAGAACAGAAACGCUGCAGGCGACAGCAGUCAAAGGAGCUCGACGGAGACGCUGGACAAGCAGGAAGAAAACCCACAGGAGGCCAAAGAAGAGCAACAGGAUCCCGGGGAGCAAGAAACAGCCACAACUGCCUCCCUUCAGAAUGGGGGGGAUGCUGCCAAGGAGAACACACCCAAGAGGCUAGAGAAGCGACAGUCAUUCGGAGGGUUUUUUAAGGGCCUUAGCCCCAAGCGGAUGUCGGAUGCUCAGGUCCAAACAGAUCCGGUGUCUAUCAUGCCUUAUGUCAAACCCAAGUAAGGAAGAGUUUGAAACAGUUGGGAAAAAAUUGGAUUAUCAACUUUAUUUACCCCCUUACAGUUACAAAAAUGAAUGACUUCUUUGGGUCCAUUCUUCCCUGUCCCCUUCUGCUUUACAUGGACAUUGCCAAAUGAGUGCGGCUAUGCUCAAGGCAAAGAGUGAUGCACGUUUUGAAAUUGUUUCAUUUCUCAAAGUAUAGAACAUCAGCACAACCUAUAGAGAUACUAUGGGAAACAGCCAAAGAGAGGUUUGUGACUAGGGUUGAUAAUUGGCUAACUAGGAAAGACAAGCCAAAAGGAAUGAGGAAACAACUACUAAAGUCCUGGCAUAAAAUCCAUUUUUGUU